UCUUAAAGGUUUAUUCUCACGAUAAGAUAAGACGCAAACUAACGUUUCAAAUAUUCAUUCCUCGUGUCGCUGUACAAAAAUCGUCUUUUUCCCAAAUGCGUAAGCCGAUCGCAGCCAUUUCCCUAAAUUAUAAUGUGUGAAAAGCGUAAAAUAAAAUCGUGAUAAUGCGUCGACUUAACUCCGACUUCAGCGACAAGUCCACGGAAAAUUGGAAAACACCCUACUUGGAAAUCGUCGCUGUGGGAACAAUACAGUUCUUUCUGGCGCUCUUGAUCAUGUGCUACGGCGUCUUCUUAAUGCAGUUCAUCCUCAAGGAUUUGUACAGUCUUAAAAGCAGCUUAUGGACGGCUAUCUUUUUCGUAUCGUCGGCCAAGAUUACGAAUCCUUGGGUUAAAUCGUACUGCAAACAUUUGGACAAUGUCAAGCUAAAAGUACACAAACGGAAUAUUAUUGUGACGGUCCUGCUAUUAUUCAACGAUUUGGUCGUCUUGUCGUUCUACAAAACAACAACCAGCGUUUUUGUCUUGUAUGGAAUUUUCGGAGGUAUAUUUUCGAGUAUUAUCACCGUCCACCUCAACUAUUUAACCUCCGAGGCGUUCAAGCACCACCCCCAACUCUUCACGUUCUUGGACCAGCUCAUGAAGGCCUUAUCGUUGCUCCUCCUCCCCCACUUAACCCUCCUCUUCACGAAUGUAUACGGCACAACGCAGUCGUUCCUCAUCAUCGCGGGCCUCAUCCUCAACAUAAUCCCGGCCUGUCUCCUAAUCCACCACAAGACUCGUCAAAAAAAACCCCUCUGCCGCUUCCAAACCGUCGACCAAUUAUCAAUCGAGAUGACCGACUUGAGUUCCAAGCAACCCGUAGUGCAAGAACCGUCGUCGUCGAGCGAAGACGAAGACGACGACGACGACGACGACGACAACGAAGACGAAGACCUCCAAGUCGAGGAGAGCGAAAGCGACAAACCGGCUCCAGUGUCGUCGAUGAGCGUCCAAAGAUACUUCCAAAACGUUGGUGUUAAAAUUCUACCAAACAUCCCAGAAGAGAGCGACGCCGAAGAAGACGAUGACGAUAUUAACGAAAUCAGCAGCAAGAGACUGAGUCGGAUCAGCGCGAUUUUGCAAGAAAUCAACGACCACGCGCACAAAGACGUUAACUUGAGUGUGACGAAUUUGUUUCAGCCGGAGGAGGUUUGUGAGAGGGUGGAGACUGACAAUGUGGAGGUGGAGUUCUUGAGCGAAGCUAGUCAGAAGAAGGCGAGGUGUUUCAGUAUUAGCUCCAGUUUCGUGAACGACGUUAAAGCGAAGAAGAGGAAGCUGAAGGCGUUUUGUUACAAGAAUUUCGUCAAGGCGGUUCCGAGGACGCUGGGUUGUGGGUACUUUUAUCCGGCGGUGGUGUCGAAUUGCGUCACCUCGACUUCGUCGGCUAUCGUCUUUGCCGCCGCUCCGUACUUUAUGUUUCUUCACAACGAGCACGAGUACCGCAAUUACCCCAACACGACUGAAGAGGCCACUUUUUUGUUGACGCUGAUUGGCUUUUCGUGGAUUUUUUUCCUAGCUGGGUACCCCGUUUUCAAUAAGUUGUCGGCGUUUAAGACGAAGGCGCUGUUUCUGGUGGGGCUUUCGGUGCUCGGGUUUAGUUUAUAUGUUGUUCAUAAAUUCAGCUAUGAUAAUUUUGUGCUGUUCUCUCUGACGUUCGGACUCGGUCAUGGAAUUAUCAUGUACGCCGAAAGCAUUGCCAAUGAAGAGUUCUUCGGAGAAGCCAAGUGGCAGACGAUGCGUGGAGCACUCGAAAUUUCAACCGGACUACUUGUGAUAUUAAUUUAUUCAAUUAUUUAUUUUUGUAAUUUUGAAAUUUACGUUUUGCUGUCGUACGCAUACUGGUUUUACAUUUUUGACGUGGGUCUUUGGAUUGUGGCUUACGUCACGAAGAAGAUUUUCGUUUAUUGUAAAAACAGGGGAAGGUACAACGUGCAAAAUUACCCAGAUUUUGAUUUUUAACCACGUAAUAAAAACAAUGUCGAUUUUAA
Molecule: messenger RNA, 2029 nt
Organism: Zophobas morio
Lineage: Eukaryota; Metazoa; Arthropoda; Insecta; Coleoptera; Tenebrionidae
Exons: 5
Coding region: 165-2000 (611 amino acids)
Cellular component (GO): membrane
Source: RefSeq, a predicted model, not a curated record